GUUGGCUCACCACUCAACCGUAUACAGACAGGCCAGCGCGCUGCUAUAAUCAUCGUCCCCGAUUUCUACACUCUACUCUCACUGCAGUCCGCAGUGUACUCACAGCCGUGAGGAGGGUUGGACGUGUAGCGUUAGUUGUGAGAGCGGUCGAUCUUGAAAAGGGUCAUCAGAAUGGCUCCCCAGCAAGGAAAAGCAAACAAGGCGUCGUCAGACAUCUCAAGCCCCGUACAGGAUAGCAUUUCACUCAUUAUCAAUAAUGAAACGUAUACAGUUGGUCCAGAUGUGCCACCAUGGACUCGCUUGGUGGACUUCAUACGAUACGUAGUGCAGGCCCCGGGCACCAAGGCACUGUGUCGGGAAGGAGGCUGUGGUGUGUGCACGGUAGUGGCCACAGUUCCAGACCGCGAGUCGCCUGGCCACAACAAGACCUUCAGCGUGCAGGCAUGUCAGGCAAUGCUGUAUGCCUGUGCAGGAUGGAAGAUAGAGACUAUAGAAGGUCUAGGGAACCGCUACACAGGUUACCACCCCAUACAGAAGGCUCUGCAUGGCUUCUAUGGGACUCAGUGUGGCUUUUGCUCACCAGGCAUGAUCAUGACCAUGUAUGGCCAGACAAAGGGGUCUGAGCCACUCACUUCUGCCAAAGUAGAAGCAUCACUGGAUGGGAACAUUUGUCGCUGCACUGGCUACCGGCCCAUCCUGGACGCCUUCAAAUCCAUGACAGUGGAUGCAGACCCCACCCUUAAGGAAAGACUUGUGGACAUAGAGGAGGCAUACAAUGGUGUAUGUGAGAAGAAUGGCACCAAUGGUUGUGGUGCCUGUAAGGGGAAGGAAGGUGGAAGAUGUAAGAAGAGUGUGACGGACUUACUUCCUGGGAAAGUACAGAUAUCCUUUGGCUCUGUUCGCUGGUUCCGACCAACAAAUAUCGAUGGCAUGUACAGUAUUCUUAGGAAUAUUGGCACUGAAGAGAAGUAUCGGAUUGUUGUGGGCAACACUGGCCAAGGAGUGUUCAAGAAUGAUGGGCCAUAUUCAGCCUACAUCUCUACUGAUGGUAUUGAGGAGCUGUACAUCACCUCAGUGGGAGUACCCUUGCAGCUCGGUGCCAAUGUGAGCUUGACCAGGGCCAUGGAGUUGUUCCAUCACAUGGCCGAAACACAGCCGAGAUACAGUUACCUAGAGGUUCUUGCCAACCAUUGGCAAGUGGUGGCCAAUGUGGCAGUCAGGAAUACAGGCAGUUGGGCUGGCAAUUUGAUGCUGAAACAUGCUCAUCAAGGAUUCCAGUCAGAUAUCUUCUUGACACUUCUUGCUGCUAAGGCAGAGCUGACCAUUGGCAGUGCUGAGGAUGCUUCCACUACCUACAUGAGCCUUGAGCAGUUCCUCAGAACAGAUAUGUUCAAAAAAGUCAUCCUCUCUGUGACGCUUCCACCUGCAUUACACAACACAAAGCUGCGGACAUUCAAGAUCACGCCACGAGCUGUCAAUGCACAUGCCUAUGUCAAUGCCUGCUUCAGAAUGGAGGUGGACCCAAUAGACAACUUCAAGGUUACCCACAAACCUUCCAUCCUUCUUGGAGGUAUCAACCCAAAUUUCAUCCAUGCUACUGAAACAGAGAACUUUUUGAUGGGGCGGAGGCUGACUGAUCAAGCUACUGUAGUGGAAGCUGCAGAGAUACUUGGCCGAGAGGUACAGCCAGACAACCAUCCACAGGAUGCCUCUCCAGCCUAUCGUCGAAGCCUUUCUCAAGCACUGCUAUACAAGACUAUUGUAGGAUUUUUAGCCAACAAAGUGAAUCCCAAGCUUGCCAGUGCUGGACCAAAUAUUGAGCGCCCCCUGUCCUCUGGCCGUCAGGAGUUUGACAUGGAUCGGGAAGCUUGGCCAGUCGGAGAGCCUUUGCCAAAGCUGGAAUCUGCCACUCAAAUCUCUGGUGAAGCAACAUACCUUGAUGAUGUCCCUUACCUACCCAAUGAGCUCCAUGGGGCCCUGGUUCAGACUACUCAUGCAAACGCUAAGAUAUCACAUGUGGAUGCCUCUGAGGCCCUCAGACUGAAGGGUGUGGUGACCUUUGUAAAUGCUGCUGACAUUCCUGGAAAAAACAGCUUUAUUGCCACUGCUGGGGCAUAUCCUGAUCCUGUAUUUGUAGAGGAGCGUUCAAAAUAUGCUGGCCAACCUGUGGGUCUGAUAGUGGCCCGGGACAGGGAUACAGCAGUGCGAGCUGCCCAGAUGGUGGUAGUGAGCUAUGAGGAUGUCAAGAAGCCAGUAUUGACAAUUGAGCAGGCGCUGGCUGAAGGGGGUCAGGAUGAGAUUGUCACUUUUGCCUUCACUGGCACAGUAGAGCCAGCAGUCCUUGGAGACCCAGAAGGCCAGCUGGAGGUUGCACCACAUCGUCUAAAGGGGAAUCUGAUUCAGGGGAGUCAGUAUCACCUUAAUAUGGAGCCCUUGGCUGCCCGAGUGGUUCCCAUAGAGGAUGGAUAUGAUGUUUACUGCACAACACAGUGGCCUACUGAAACCCAGGCUACUGUUGCCCAAGUCCUUGGAAUUACUGCGAACAGUAUCAAUAUGUCAGUGCGGCGAAUUGGUGGUGGUUAUGGGGCCAAGAUCAGUCGCCAGAACGUUUUGGCAGCUGCAGCAGCAGUGGCAGCCAGGAGUCUCCAGCAGCCUGUGAGGGUCGUGACAGACCUGAAUACAAACAUGACAUUGGCUGGCUGGAGGGACCCAUACUACGCAACAUAUGAUGUUGGGUUUGAAGACACAGGCAAGCUCACAUCCCUCGUAGUUGAUCUGUAUAGUGAUGCUGGCCACGUCUCCAAUGAGUCUCCUGUAGGCUUCCUAGCAAGUGUCAUCCAGAACUGCUAUUUCAUACCCAAUAUACGAUAUAGACCUCAUAUUGUGAACACUGACACUGCUGCCAACACCUGGUGCCGGACACCUGGUCACGUCAAUGCCAUAGGUACCAUGGAGAACAUCCUUGACCACAUUGCAUCCUAUUUGAAAAAGGAUCCUCUGGAGGUGCGUCAGCUGAACCUAAUCACACCAGGUGUACCACGGCUUCUUGCAUCACCCCACGAACAGACUCCAAUAAAGGAUGUGAUUUUGCCGUUGUUGCUUGAGAAGGCAAACUUUGUCCAGCGCAAGGCUGAGGUGGAAGAGUUUAAUAGGAGCAAUAGGUGGAAGAAACGUGGGAUUGCAGUGAUGCCAGAGUACUAUGGCUUUGAUUAUCCAUCAGUCUUCCGUUAUGGUCUCCAAGUCAGUAUUUAUGCACAUGAUGGAACAGUAGCUAUCACCCAUGGAGGCAUUGAAAUGGGACAAGGCAUCAACACCAAGGUGGCUCAGGUAGCAGCCUACACACUGGGGAUCCCAUUGGCACAGGUAGUUGUCAAGGCCUCGGAGACAACAGUUGCAGCAAACUCCACUGUCACCGGUGGGUCCUUUGGCUCUGACCUCUGUGCACAUGGUGUCAGAAAAGCAAGUUUAGCUCUUAAAGAACGCAUGGAUGUUGAAAAGGAGAAGAUAAAGAAGAACACUGGAAAAGAACCAACAUGGCUGCAGCUGGUGCAACACUGUUUCAGUCAUGAUGUGGAUCUGUGUGAACGCUACUGGACUGCUGCAAAGGAACAUCCUCCACGAUACGACAUUUGGGCAGCUUGCUGCCUUGAGGUGGAAGUAGACGUGUUGACAGGCAUAUACAUGAUAAGACGAGCAGAUGUGAUUGAAGAUGCUGGCCGCAGCAUGAAUCCUUUUGUUGAUGUAGGACAGGUGGAAGGAGCCUUCAUCAUGGGACUGGGUCUCUUUACCUCAGAAAAAUUGAAGUUUGACCCCAGUACUGGCCAAAAGUUAUCAAAUGGGACAUGGGAAUACAAGCCACCAACAGCCCUGGAUAUCCCAGCAGACUUGAGAAUAACCCUACUUCCCAAUGCCAAGCAACCGUAUGGUGUUCUUGGCUCCAAAGCUACUGGGGAGCCUCCUCUCUGCCUCUCCUAUGCAGUAGUUUCUGCUCUGCGCCAAGCCAUAACCGCCUUCAGAGCAGAGAAUGGGGAUGACUCCUGGUUCCAGAUGGACACCCCACUGACAGUAGAGGCAGUGCAGAGACUGUGUGGCGCCAACCCACAGAUGUUCAAGUUGGGGUAGUCAGUGCACCAUCAGAAAGCACAAGAACUUGUCCAACAUUCUAUUUUCCCUGCUAAAAUAAUAAGCAUAGUUUAAUCCUAGCCUACACCAUGAUCUUUAUCUAUAAACUGUUAACACUAGCUUCAUCAGUAGCUUUAAUCUAAAUGAGUAAAUAGUUUAACAGCAACUAUUAUAAAGAGUAAAUAGUUUCAUAUCUCAAAACAUAUUUGUAUAAUGCUGUUGCUUAGCAUACUAUUAUAUUUCAUAAAUUAGUUACAUGUUGUUUACAAGCUUUAAAAGGUUUUCGUUUUUGUAAUGAUCUUUAAGUUGCUUGAAGAUACUGUCAAAAUGCAUAGGAUAUUGCCACAUACAUGUUUAGUUACAAAGUGGAUAUUGUUAGCUGUCAAAGUAAUCCACACAUGGUUAGUUAGUCAUGUUACUUUUACUAGGAUCAAUGUACAAGAGAUGGGGCUUCCAUGCCUUUUGGGUGCUGGUUACUUGGCCUAGCAAACCAUGGCAAUAUGACCUAAUCAUUCCUAUUAAAUUUAUAUAAUUAGAGAUUGGUACUCUUAUAACAUAUUUGGAUUCCUAAAGCACUGCUGUCUUCAAACGUUCAACAAUAAGUGAAACUAGUUAAGAGUUAUGAAGUGACAAGAGAAAAGGAAUGAAAAUAGGGAUGAAGGGGGAGGGGGAAUGUGGAGAAAUAUGAGAACCAGAAGUUAAGUAGACAAAAUGGCAUUAAAAGGAAGAGGUUGUGAAAGGAAAAUGAGAAAACAGGGAGGUUCUGUUAGAUGAAUAUCCAUUAUAUGAGAAACAGAUGAUAUGAGAUGUGUAAAUUCAGGACUAUUUUCUUUAUACAAGCACAAAAAUACGAUGCAGUCCAAGGUGAGAAAAUUUUAAAAGUUUAAAAUGCGCACCUUCUUGCACCCUCCUGUUAACACAUCCAGGCUGUAUGAUGAUGUACAAUGAUUUGGAUGUACAGAGACGAGUUCAUGCGUGCUUGUCCCCUACCUACCAUUCAUUCUCCCCACUAGUCCUCUCUUAAACUGUAUCAGUGUCUCUCAUACUCCUAUUCAUGUGGCCUUGCUUUUCAUUAUUAUACUUGUAUUCAUCAUCAUUUUGAUUGCAAGAAUAUUUACAGUAGAGUGCAAGUACAGUGUACAAUGUUUUAUGUGGCUGAUCAGUGCUUGAAUGUGUUAUACUGUUACUGCUGGUGUGUUCUUUCAUUCGCUGUCUUUGGUGUGGUGUGGUGGUGUGUGUGUGUGUGACUGACCAUGUAAUGUAUAUUGUAUAGAUUGUGCCUUAAAAUUUUGCCUCUCAAGUGCUAAAUCCCAAGUAGUCAAUAACUUCCAGUGCAAGUUAUAGCAGUAUGGUUAAGUGAGCUAGAGUACCAAUAACACUCGCGAAGGUAGAAAUUGAUAAGAGGCAUAACAGUGGUGAACGAAUCACCCUCCCUGAUACAUUAACUACGCAGUGGUGAGUGUUAUGCACAUUAUGUAUGUUUAAUUAAUAAGAAAUCACAUUCUUUGUAUGCUAUUUUUUUAUUUUUUUUUAUAGACAAUUCUAUAAUAUAGACAUGUUUGCUGCAUUUGAUAUUCUACAUUUUAGCUUGAAAACUUAAAAUCUUUGACAAAGGUCACAAAACCCAAUCCCUUUCUUCCCAUUACAGUAAAACCUCCAUAAACCAAACAAACCGAACUACAUGGGACGAGGUGGCUGACAGUUUAUCUGAAAAUUUGGUUUAUCCAACAAUACACGUUUUUGGCCGGUUUCUACAUCCAUAUAUAUGUACAUUUACUGUUAUUUACAACAUAUUUAUUAGCACAUUAUAAGCUUAAAGAUUGAUAUUUACAGCAUAUUCUGUUAUUACAUACUGUACACAACACACUAACUGAUCAUUUAAGAGUUCACUUAACAUUAUGCAACUACACACUUAGUGUUCACUUAAGAGCUCACUUACCUAUAUCCAACACACUGGUCACUUAAGAGCUAACAUACACAACACACUGGUCACAUAAGAGCUAACACAAUAUUAUGCACUGUACUACUAGUGUACUUAGGCUUGUCACUCAGAGUCUGAGUCAAAGAUGUUGGCUGGUGGCUCUGGUGUGAUUGGGGAUGCAAUGGAGCUGGGCAGACUGGCUGAGGAGGUUGAUAAGGGCAUUCAGAUUAUCCAAUAUUUGACUUAUUCAGGUUUGGUUUGGGAGGUUUUACUGUAAUUGUGUGUUUCAUUAUACAAGAAUUUGUCAUGCAAACAAUUCAAAUGGAACCUAGCUGCUUGUAUCAUCAGGACCUUCCUGUAGUAGAUACGAAUGGAAAGGCACACAAGCAAGUAUGAAUUACCAGAGUGAUUGGACAUAUGAAGAACAAAAGUUAAGGUUAGGAUUUUAAAAAAAUGGAGAAACUAAAUAAAUGGAGGCACGUAAAAUGUCAAGGAAGUGAGGCUUCAAAAAGGGAUGAAGGGAAAUGCACUAAACCUUCCCUUUUGUGUUCCAUAAUUAUGAAAAAAGAAUAAAAAACAGUACUUAGGCAGUGAGCAUCACAUAAUAUAUGUCUGUGUAAUAUCAGGUGAGUGCACCCUGGAGUGUGGUAGAAAUAUUCUGGUGAGGACAAUGGACCCAUCUGUUAAUCCUAUUGCAGAUGAGAGAGACUUGUGAACUUCUAAAGUACCUCACCAUCUGGAAAUUAAUUAUUUGUAAUUAUAGUGUAUGAUAAGGAAACUAAAUGUAAUCACUAGCCUACUUAAUGCACUAAAAUCACUAAUAAAUUACUAUAAAUGA
Scylla paramamosain (green mud crab) is the source of this 6881-nucleotide messenger RNA. RefSeq lists its product as uncharacterized. The record is from RefSeq and is a predicted model, not a curated record. Gene Ontology annotation, molecular function: oxidoreductase activity; FAD binding; iron ion binding. NCBI's taxonomy places the organism in Eukaryota, Metazoa, Arthropoda, Malacostraca, Decapoda, Portunidae.